Desarmillaria tabescens is the source of this 1775-nucleotide messenger RNA. RefSeq names its product alcohol oxidase. Bases 1 to 1746 code for a protein of 581 amino acids. The transcript is spliced from 10 exons. The record is from RefSeq and is a predicted model, not a curated record. Gene Ontology annotation, molecular function: oxidoreductase activity, acting on CH-OH group of donors; flavin adenine dinucleotide binding. Lineage: Eukaryota; Fungi; Basidiomycota; Agaricomycetes; Agaricales; Physalacriaceae.
AUGGAUGCCAUUUUCCUUACUCUUCUCAUAUCAUGCUCAAGCGCACUUGGUGCCAUAUACGAGAGGCGGGACUGCGGGAAUGUUCUUGCAAACCGUUUGACAGAGAAUGACCAUGUCUCUGUACUCGUACUUGAAGCUGGCGGAUCGACGGCUGAUGUUCUCCUUUCCGAGGUUCCGUUCUUUUGUACGAGCAUAACUCCCAGAACCCCCUGGGACUGGAACUUUACCACAACUGAACAACCAGGAUUGAAUGGACGUUCUGUUCUGUUUCCUAGAGGAUUUGGAUUAGGAGGUAGUUCCGCUGUCAAUUGCAUGUUCUACACGCGUGGUUCAUCUCAAGACUAUGACCGCUAUGCACAGAUCAGCGGUGACCCUGGUUGGGGAUGGGAGGCCUUGCAACCGUACAUUCGAAAGAAUGAACGCGUUGUCCCCCCUUCCGAUCACCACAACACCACUGGUCAGUUCGAUCCCGCAGUCCACGGCUUCAAUGGUAUCAAUUCGGUAUCCCUUCCUGGAGUCUCGCGUCAUACGGAUAGCCGCGUCAUUCAAACUACGUCGGAGCUUCCUGACGAUUUUCCAUUCAAUUUGGAUUACAAUUCCGGAUACCAGUUAGGAAUUGGAUGGACUCAAUACACAAUUGGAAAUGGGACUCGAAGCAGCUCGCAGACGUCCUAUCUUGGAUCCACGUAUAUCGGACGGCCAAAUUUACAUGUCCUGAUCCAUACCCACGUCACCCGGAUCCUACAGUCAAACACCAAAUUCACUAACGAUCGGCUGACGUUUGGUGCUGUUGAGUUUACCCAAGAUGCAGGAGCGCCGGCUCAUCUCAAAGAAAUCAUCCUCUCUGCUGGAUCCGUUGGCACCCCGCACAUCCUCCUUCACUCUGGCAUCGGCGACAAAGCCGAGUUGACAACUCUAGGAAUCACUCCAAGGCUUCAUCUUCCUGACGUUGGGAAGAACUUGACAGACCAACCCGGAUGGUUUGUCAACUUCUUUGUCAACGACACGGACACUAUCGAGAACAUCUAUUUCAGAAAUGCGACUUUUCAAGCAGAAACCUUGGAGGAGUGGCAAGCGAACCGAACAGGAUUUUUAUCAUCGGGUGUAGCGAGUCAGGUAGCGUUCCUUCGUGUUCCUGAAGAAGCCGGCAUAUUGGACAGAGAACCGUGUGCGGGAAAUCAGACCGCGCACUAUGAACUUAUCUUCACGAGCAGCAUCUUGCCGCCACCUACUACUGCAGGAAACUUCUUUUCUAUCGGGACCACGGGUAUAUGCCCUUUGUCGCGCGGGAAUAUCACUAUUAACAGUACGAACCCUCUGGAUGCGCCACUGAUCAAUCCAAACUUUCUCUCACAUCCGCAGGAUCUUGCCAUUAUGCAAUAUGCUGCUGAGAGUGCGAAGAAGUUUGUUACCGCUAUGGCGUGGGAUGGCUACAUACUCGGUAUCGCUGUAAACAUCACCGAGAAUGAUAUCCGGAAUGGAGCUGGCAGUGUAUUACAUCCUGUGGGUACCGCAAGCAUGUCACCGGCUGAUGCAAAUUGGGGUGUGGUAAACCCAGAUUUGAAGUUGAAAGGCGCGAAGGGGGUGAGAAUUGUGGAUGCUUCGAUUUUGCCAUUCGUACCAGCAGGCGCAUACUCAGGCUGCGGUGUAUAUAUUUGCAGAGAGAGCCGCAGAUUUGAUCAAGGCAGAUGUAUAAUGCUAGGAAAACCCAGUAAAUGUUCCAAUGUAUGCAGGGCUUUUGUUUGAAUAUAACAAGCUGACGACGUUAAACGGAU